Cucurbita moschata (crookneck pumpkin) is the source of this 601-nucleotide messenger RNA. RefSeq names its product NADH dehydrogenase [ubiquinone] iron-sulfur protein 5-B-like. The record is from RefSeq and is a predicted model, not a curated record. Bases 108 to 359 code for a protein of 83 amino acids. The transcript has 2 exons. Lineage: Eukaryota; Viridiplantae; Streptophyta; Magnoliopsida; Cucurbitales; Cucurbitaceae. Gene Ontology annotation, biological process: mitochondrial respiratory chain complex I assembly.
UAAUUUUAGUCGCAAAUUUCCACUCCGUCACAACGGCUCGAGCCACACCAAACAUAACUCGCAAACCAGAGACUCCGAUUCAGUGGUAACCUCGAGAGAUUCAGAAGAUGGCUUCAGGCUGGGGAAUCACCGGGAACAAGGGCCGAUGCUACGAUUUCUGGAUUGACUUCAGCGAUUGUAUGUCCCGCUGCCGAGAACCAAAGGACUGUGCUCUACUCCGUGAAGAUUACCUAGAGUGCCUCCACCAUUCCAAGGAGUUUCAAAGAAGAAACCGUGUCUACAAAGAGGAGCAGCGUAAACUAAGAGCGGCCAAAGGGGAGGCCAAAGAGGGUAAACAUGUUGAUGCUGCUCAUGCAUAGUCAUAAUCAUCAUUCAGAGAUUGAAUAAUGCAGAAUGCAUAGACAUGCGUUGUUAUUUGAACAGUUUUUGGCUUGUUAUUUACAUUCUAUUCUGUCUUUCUUGAAUCCGGUAUGAAAUUCACAAGUCAUGCAACAAGGUCAAUUCACUUCUUUUUUUCCCUUGCUCGAUGAGGAUGAUGUGAAUGUGUUAAUGCCACUUAUUUCCAAGUUUUGGUUUAAUCAAUAAGCUCUUAGCACAUUGU